AAUCUUUCCCCAAAGAUCCGCCAUUUCAGCCUCUGAGUUUUAUAUUGCAAAUUACUUAAGAGAUUUAUUUUAAAACGCCUUGACAAAUAAAUUAUAGAUUUCUGGUUGCCACAAUUAAUUCUUAAUUAAGGGGUUAACUGUAUUGUUUCGUGGGAGUCUGUGAAAUGUACAUAGAUGUAACGGUUUAAAGCGGUAUCGAUGCCAUGUUUUUUUCCCGGAGCGUGUUCCUUAGUGAACCAAAGUUUUUGUAUGAGUUGAAUCCCGAUUGCGAAUAGGGAGAGGCAAGGGGAAGGCCUUGGAUACUCGGAGUGGAUUUGGAGCCAUGGCCGGGAAUUUUGAUGCCGAGGACCGUGCUAGCUGGUACUGGGGAAGGUUGAGCCGACAGGAGGCGGUUUCUCUCUUGCAGGGUCAGAGACAUGGCGUAUUCCUAGUCAGGGACUCGAUUACCAGUCCUGGGGACUACGUGCUAUCCGUCUCAGAAAACUCAAAAGUCUCACAUUAUAUAAUUAACAGCAUCAGCAACAACCGGCAAUCUGGAUCAGGUCUGGCCCCCCCACGGUUCCGCAUCGGGGAUCAGGAGUUUGACGCCCUACCCGCCCUGCUGGAGUUCUACAAGAUCCACUACCUGGACACCACCACUCUGAUCGAGCCCAUCAGCAAGGCCAAACAUGCAGGCUUCGUGAGCUGUGCCGCCGCUGCAUCAGGCGGCGCCCUACAGGAGGCAGAGUUUGUUCGCGCCCUCUUCGACUUCCCUGGCAACGACGAGGAGGACCUGCCCUUCCGCAAGGGCGACGUUCUGCGCGUGCUGGAGAAGCCUGAGGAGCAGUGGUGGAACGCGGCCAACCAAGAGGGCCGUGUCGGCAUGAUUCCCGUGCCCUACGUGGAGAAGUACCGGCCUGCCUCGCCCAACUCCUUGGUGGCUCCGGCGGCAGGGAGGCCUGGCGGAGCAGGAGGAGUAGGCGGAGUACCGCCAGGUGUUGGAGCCAGCACUACCGACGGAGCAGCUCCCCAGCUGCCCCCGCCUCUGGGGGAGCCGGGCCAGUAUGCCCAGCCUGUGGGCAAUACACCCCUGCCCAACCUGCAGAAUGGGCCUGUCUACGCCCGUGCCAUUCAGAAGAGGGUGCCCAACGCCUACGACAAGACGGCCCUCGCCUUGGAGGUCGGAGACAUGGUAAAAGUGACCAAGAUCAACGUGAACGGCCAGUGGGAGGGCGAGUGCAAGGGCAAACACGGCCACUUUCCCUUCACGCACGUCCGGCUUCUGGACCACCAACACCCUGAGGAUGAGAGCUGAGAGACACACUUAGUCUCACUCCUCACUUCACAAAAUCCCUCUGUGAUUUUUUUCUCACAUAUGAUAGAAAGAGCACACAGGAUAUACGGACUACAGUGGUCAGGAGUUGCAACUCAGCAGCUGUUGUUGCCAAUGGGGCUGGAGUACACUCCCCUCCCUUCACAUACACACACAGAAUAGAGUUUACACUUCCACCCCAGUAUUGAAGUCCUGAUACACGACACACAGCAGCGUUUAUGACCCCUCUCCCAUGUUAUCCACAAAAACCUCCUCUACAUACAUACGCACACAAUUCAGAUACUUGUGUAUAUGUGGCUUCUCUCACAGACUCCUGGAUCACCCUUUUGUAGUAACGGACUGUGAACUUGGCAGUGAGAAGAGAAGCCACCCUGACUCCUAAUUUUGACUCCCUCUUGUGGAGACAUGUGCUCACUGCGACUGAAACCGACCAUUGCUGCACUUCACAGACAGCAGGAGUUACCACAGCACACUCCACUACUCACCACAGGGGCUCUAACCCAGCCCCUCUCUGCUACAAACCCCACACUACAAACCCCCAAGUCCCCUUUUUGUACUGAAAUGAAAAAUAUUAUGAUAGAAUUAUGACAGGUACAGCAACUGCCAAAAGAAAGGAAACACUUGAGUAAAUGAUGGAUACAAAGUAUAUUGAAAGCAGGUGCUUUCACACAGGUGCGGUUCCUCAGCAAUUCCUAAGCAAUUAACAUCCCAACAUGAUUAGGGUCAUGUAUAAAAUGCUGGGCAGGCAUUGUUUUGGCUAACAUGGCUAUGCCCCCAUAGGAUGACAAUGCGCAAUGGUUCGAUGAGCAUGAAAACGAUGUAAACCAUAUGAUGUGGCCAUCUGUCACCAGAUCUCAACCCAAUUGUACACUUAUGCGAGAUUCUGGAGUGGCGCUUGAGACCACCAACAAAACACCAAAUGAUGGUAUUUCUCAUGGAAUGGUGUCACAUCCCUCCAAUAGAGUUCCAUCCAGAAAUGUGUAUAAUCUAUGGCAAGGCACAUUGAGGCUGUUCUGGCUCAUGGUGGCACAACUCCCUAUUAAGACACUAUUGGCGUUUCCUUUUUUUGGGCAGUUAUAUAUAGUACCAGUCAAAAGUUUGGACACACCUACUCAUUCAAGAGUUUCUUUAUUUUUACUAUUUUCUACAUUGUAGAAUAAUAAUGAGACAUCAAAACUAUGAAAUAACACAUGGAAUCAUGUAGUAACCAAAAACGUGUGAAACAAAUCAAAAUGUUUUUAUAUUUGUGAUUCUUCAAAGUAGCCACCCUUUGCCUUUGACAGCUUGUACACUCUUGGCAUUCUCUCAACCAGCUUCACCUGGGAUGCUUUUCCAACAGUCUUGAAGGAGUUCCCACGUUGGCUGCUUUUCCUUCACUCUGCAGUUCAACUCAUCCCAAACCAUCUCAAUUGGGUUGAGGUUGGGUGAUUGUGGAGGCUAGGUUAUCUGAUGCAGCACUCCAUCACUCUCCCUAUUGCUCAAAUUGCCCGUACACAUCCUGGAGAUGUGUUGGGUCAUUGUCCUGUUGAAAAACAAAUGAUAGUCCCACAAAGUGUAAACCAGAUGGGAUGGCGUAUCGCUGCAGAAUGCUGUGGUAGCCAUGCUGGGUAAGUGUAUCUUGAAUCCUAAAUAAAUCACAGACAGUGUCACCAGCAAAGCACCCCCACACCAUCACACCUCCUACUACAUGCUUCACGGUGGGAACCACACAUUCAGAGAUCAUCUGUUCACCUACUCUGCGUCUCACAAAGACAGUGUUUUUGCGACUGCUUUGAAACUUUCUAUGUUCUUGAAAUUUUCCGGAUUGACUGACCUUCAUGUCUUAAAUUAAUGAUGGACUGUAGUUUCUCUUUGCUUAUUUGAGCUGUUCUUGCCAUAAUAUGGACUUGGUCUUUUACCAAAUAGGGCUAUCUUCUGUAUUACCAACCCUACCUUGUCACAACACAACUGAUUGGCUCAAACGCAUUAAGAAGGAAAGAAUUUCCACAAUUGUACUUUUAAUAAGGCACACUUGUUAAUUGAAAUGCACUCCAGGUGACUGCCUCAUGAAGCUGGUUGAGAGAAUGCCAAGAGUGUGCAAAGCUAUCAUCAAGGCAAAGGGUGGCUACUUUGAAGAAUCUUGAAUAUAAAAUAUAUUUUGAUUUGUUUACCACUGUUUUGGUUACUACAUGAUUGGUUACUAUGUUAUUUUAUAGUUUUGAUGUCUCGACUAUUAUUCUACAAUGUAAAAAAUAGUAAAAAUAAAAACUCUUGAAUGAGUAGGUGUCAACUUCUGACUGGUACUGUAUAUAUAUCAUUACAUGCUAAAUAUUAUGUAAAAUGUUUUGUUUUUUCGUUGCCCUGUGUGUGGUCACUGUUAUGCGUCUAUCUGAAACACUAUGAUGACUGUCUGGGGAGGAAGUGGAGACAUUCCUUAGGACUGUCCGGUAUCGGGCCUUCGUCUAGUCCGCCUCAUUGUUUUGAGAAAUGGUCAUAUAAGGAGGGUAUACAGUGGCCAGACAAUGACAGAAAAAUGUAAAUAUACCAACACCGCCCUCUCUCCUCAUACCUUGAUUUGCCAAGUCCCCUCCUCUCCCAUCCUGUCAGUCUCCUCCACCUGUCUCAUUCAUUUGUUACAUGGUCUGAUCCAUUUCCUCCCGGACCUCCCCUAUGCUAAAGACACUAGAGGCACCUACAGAUUACAGUUAUGUUUUAGUGUACAUAAAGGCCUUUUGGCAGAUGGAACCUGUUAACGUCACAUUUGAAAUGAUACAGACUUAGUUCCCAGCACUGUGAUGCAUAAGUUCACAUUGUCACACAGCCGCAGCCUUAAUCCUUUGGUGUCUCCCCUAGUUUCCCUCCCACGUGGUCGUAGCAAACACAGUAAAUAUACAUACACGUUUUUAAGUUGACUGAAUUCAUUGUUUCUGUCAGCUACGUUUCAACUGGGAGCUCUAAGUUAGGUCUGGGUUGUAUUCAGUAGGACACCAUGUUGAAAGUGUUUUAAAAAGUUAUGCAACAGAAAACGAUAUUGAAUGUUUCUUAUCGGACAAGUUUGGGUAGUACCUCCCUGUUUCAAAACCUUUCCUCCCGACUGAACAUGACCACGUUCAAUUCCCUAGUGUCUCCCUUAGUGCCAAUCUAUCAUCCUCUCACCCAGUACCUACCCUCUGGGCACAGUUAUGACACAUCCUGCCACUGACGUGCCAGAUACACCGCAGUAUGCUAAACGUCCUCAUCAGAUGAUUACACUACAUUGCUUAAGGACUGUGGGUGAAAGGCACAUUGAUCAUAGUAACAUGGGUAGGUAUAUUGACCAAUCGUAGGCACAUGUGAGUGUUUUAGGCCAAUCAUCGUCAUUUGGGGAGGAUCUGUUUAUUUUGUCCUUUCUACCUCGUCUGAAUUGUUUUAAUUGAUGUUAAUUGUCUUUCCGAAAUAGGAAAAUAACAUGACCUGAAGUGCCAGGCGCAGUUCAUCUGUAUUUUUGUGGAAAUGUUGGUAGAUUUUAUUUCCUUAUUUUUUUAUAUAUUUUUUUGCCAACCGAACAAUUAUAGUCCAAACACUCCUUAAUCCCUCAACUAUACCCUGUGGUAUUAUUGUGUAAAUGUGCAUAGUUGCUCAACUUUCCCAACAGUGUAAGAACCUACGUUCCUUCCAAGUCCAUGUCUAUGAAGCUGCAAGACUUUUUAAUAAUGCUAAGAGUGAGAAUAUUAAUUACAAGCCCUGUGUAGAUGUUUUCUAUGUUAAAGUUUACAAAGACACUGCUCUAUUGAAGGCAGCACUGAGGGCAAUCUGCAUAACUUGUGUUGACUGCAGAAUCAUUGUUUUUAUGAGACAAUGAACAGUUAAAAUGUGUCUGUAACAGUUUGAAUGGUUUUAUGCUCUGUAUGUGAUAUAAACAGAGUUCAGUGACAGGAGGAGUAGUACGACAAGAGGAUGAUUGAACUAUGACACACUACAGAAAGCACCAGGGUUGUGUUCAGUAAAAAAAUUGUUCUUACUGGUCAAGUUCAGGUAGUAGGCUACCUCCCAGUUUCACUGUUUUGUUUCCUCCCUACUGAACCAGACCACAACCAGACUCGUGUUGCCCAGGUUAAAUAAUAUUUCUAUAUGUUUUAAUGAAUUAGAAAUUAUGCAAUCUGUAUUUAGCAAUGACAGCGAGAGAUUUACACAAAUAAAUGAAUGACAAACUCAAACUGAAAAUAUGACAUUAAACUGCCUGACUGAGUUCUCCUAUUGCAUAACUUUGAAUUAUUUGUUUAAGUCAAUACUGCAGAUUGGGAAGGGUGCUGUGGACAUGUACCUGGCACCUCUCAUUUUCCCUUUCUAGUUUUCUUGAACUCUGUUGUCAAUACUGUUUGGAUUUCUUGAAAGGAAACAAAUAAUUGAUGUGCUUUCUGUUGGUCUUUGGCUUUUUAAUGUUGUCCUCUGGUAUGGCACUGAUGGGUAUGUAUUUUACCAUUAUGUUCAUAGUGUAAGAAGUUGUUGUACUUUGUUUGGUUAACAUUGCUCAAAUGUUCUCGAACAUUUCCCACCAACACCAUUCUGCAAUGUGUUGCCAGUUGAGCCAGGUCAUGUUGUGUCUGUUGUACUUGCAUGUUGCUUCCAGUGACACCCGUCUGUCAUCCAACCAUCUCAGGCUUGCCUUGAAGAGACUGUCUCCAUUUCAUAGAGGGCCAUGAUCAUAUGAUACCGUUUUGUCUAGUGGAGUAUAGGCCAGUCAGGUGAAGCAACUUUCGCCCUUGGACCAACGAAUACUUGGAUUUUAAAAUGGUGUCCUUUCACAAACAUUUUUCAACGUUGAAUCCCUUUUCUGCACCUUAUCUCUUAUAUUGCCUCUGUUACUGAUGAUAGUUUUUUUAUGCCUCAUCAUCAUUCAUGCCAAACUGUUUUCAUUCUCCUGUAUUUUUGUAGGUAAUUCCACAGAAACUGAAUUACGCUGGUUUAAAAAAAGAAAGAAAGAAAUGUUAUGCCAAACAAAAAAUGGUUUAUUUUUAAGUUUAAUAACAAACCAUACAACUAUGCACAAUGACUAAUUUGAACAAUUUAAACAGUAAAUUACAAACAAAAAAAUAACAUUUACUGGAAAAACUAUCUGCACAGUUCUUCCUGUAAAUAUUUUUUGUAAAAAUGUAUAAGUAGUCAUUGUGCAUACAGUUUGUAUGGUUAAACUUUGAAAUUAACUUUUGUUUGGUAUACAUUUUUAAAGUGAAAUCUCAGUGUAAUUCCAUUACAUGAAAUUGCCCUAUCCCAAUUCCAAUUUUCCUUUCGUGCCAUCCCUUUUCUUUUGAAGAGGACAGGAGUGGGUGAAAAUAUAAAUCAUUGAUUUUAAGAUGUUCCAUUGUGAUAUAACACUAUUAUUUGAAGUUCACAUUUUACCUUUUAUUUUCUGUAGCAUGUAAUGUGUUAAUAUCCUUAGUAAAUAAAAACCUAUUACAAUUGUG
This is a messenger RNA of Oncorhynchus kisutch (coho salmon), 6735 nucleotides long. RefSeq names its product adapter molecule crk. Gene Ontology annotation, biological process: enzyme-linked receptor protein signaling pathway; cell migration. Gene Ontology annotation, cellular component: cytoplasm. Gene Ontology annotation, molecular function: signaling adaptor activity; receptor tyrosine kinase binding. Lineage: Eukaryota; Metazoa; Chordata; Actinopteri; Salmoniformes; Salmonidae. The coding region runs from base 323 to 1294 and encodes 323 amino acids. The record is from RefSeq and is a predicted model, not a curated record. The transcript has 3 exons.